AUGCCCCUCAGAGGGGAGUCACCCGAGCGAAGGGGGGGGGUGGCUCUGGUGUACACGUUUGCAAGGGGCGGCUGGAGCGGGGGGGGGGAGGGAUUGUUGUGUUGGUUGGGGUGGGUGGGGGGGUGGGGGGGGGGGGGGGGGGGGGGGGGGGGGGGUGGGGGGGGGGGGGGGGGGGGGGGGGGGGGGGGGGGGGGGGGGGGGGGUGGGGGGGGGGGGGGGUGGGGUUGUGUGGGGGGUGGGGGUGGGGUGGGGUGGGGUGGUUUGGGGUGGGAUAUGGUGAGUGGGGGGGGUUUGUGGGGUGGUGGGGUGGGGGGGGGGGGGUGGGGGGGGGGGGGGGGGGGGGGGGGGGGGGGGGGGUGGGGGGGGGGGGGGUGGGGUGGGUGGGGUGUGGG
Messenger RNA from Dicrocoelium dendriticum, 392 nucleotides. The record is from the annotation of a GenBank genome assembly. NCBI's taxonomy places the organism in Eukaryota, Metazoa, Platyhelminthes, Trematoda, Plagiorchiida, Dicrocoeliidae.